Messenger RNA from Pogoniulus pusillus (Red-fronted tinkerbird), 5746 nucleotides. RefSeq names its product microfibril associated protein 3 (gene MFAP3). The coding region runs from base 521 to 1546 and encodes 341 amino acids. The record is from RefSeq and is a predicted model, not a curated record. NCBI's taxonomy places the organism in Eukaryota, Metazoa, Chordata, Aves, Piciformes, Lybiidae. The transcript is spliced from 3 exons.
CGGCCUCGGGUGUGGGGUGGGCCGGGCCCCGCCAUUCUCCUUCCAGCGGCGUACGGUGACGCCGAGUGUUGUCUGCCGACGUCGGAGUUAGGGGAAGCGGCGACGCGAAGGUUCCAGCGCCCAUUCAGCUGCUGCGGGAGAAGUUUGGGGGCCUCAGCCUGCGGUGUUUUGGCACGGAGAUGCUGCCGCGGAGGGAGGGGGUAGCAGUCUCCUGGCCUGAGGUCAGGCUGCAUGGCGUUAGGGAAAGGCCUGAGCGAACUGGGGUUGUCAUCUGGAGAAGAGGACGUUGAGAGAAGCUCUCAUUGCUCUCUGCAACUCCGUGAAAGGAAGCUGCAGUGAGUUGAAUUUCUAGUUUCCACUUCCAGUAUUGAUGAUCUUGAAAGUGCAUUUGGAUCCAUUUUGUUCUAUCACUGAACAAAUCAAGAGCUUUCUCUCCUAUUUCACAGCGGUACAGACAGCUUAAUAUCGUAUGACCUCACUUCUCCAAAUUAAAUGAAAGAAGAGUUUUCGCUAGCUUUCCAUGAAGCUCAGCUGUUGCCUGUUAAUUUUGACUGUUACUGCUGAUCCUUCCAUUGGAUUUACACUGGAAAAUGUAGCUUUUAACAGGACAGUUGCUCUUGGGACUUUCAAUGCGUCACUUCAUACAGUGUCUCAAGCGUUCAUAAGUUCUCCGGCACACCAUGAUAUCAUUGCCAAGGAGGGGACCAGUAUUUUAAUUGAAUGUAAACUGAACAACAGCCACUAUGAAUCUAUUCUUUGGUAUAACUCCAGAGGACAUCUGCUUGAACAGAAGGAUGAAGGUGGCCGAUGGAGGAUUGCUGACAAUUCCCUUAACAUCACAAAGGUCAGAUUUGCUGACCGGGGCCGGUACACCUGUGCAGGGGUUAACCAUAAUGACACCGCCUAUUACACAGUCACCCUGAGGGUUGUCUUCACCUCGGGGGACAUGAGUAUCUACUAUAUGAUUGUGUGCCUCGUUGCCUUUGCCAUCACCCUCAUUUUAAACAUAACCCGGCUGUGCAUGAUGAGCAGUCACCUGCGCAAGACAGAGAAGGCUAUCAACGAGUUCUUCAGGACGGAAGGGGCUGAGAAGCUUCAGAAGGCUUUUGAGAUAGCCAAGCGCAUCCCUAUCAUCACGUCUGCCAAAACGCUAGAGCUGGCCAAAGUCACUCAGUUCAAGACCAUGGAGUUUGCUCGGUACAUUGAGGAGCUUGCCAGAAGCAUUCCCCUGCCACCCCUGAUCCUCAACUGCCGGGCCUUCGUGGAGGAGAUCUUCGAGGUCGUGCGAGUUGAGGAUCCUGAUGAAGUUGGUGAGGAGGGAAAGCAGAGCCAGGCCUGCGGUACCCAGGCUGCGCUGUACCCCAGCAACCCAGAGAUCAAGCGCAGCGACUCGCCGGCUGCGGAUUCAGACGAUGGGUCCAUGAACGAGCAGGGCCAGGAGAUAGCUGUCCAGGUGUCCAUUCACCCACAGUCAGAAGUGCAGAGUAUUGACACUGUUUCUCACGACAGUUGCCAGUUUGCACCUUCUGAGGAGGGCAUCUGCUGAGCCCAGCGCUGUUGUGAAAGAAGCACAGAUGGCCCCAGGAUGCUACCAGCAGAAGGGUCUGCAAACCUCAGUCCCAUCUGCACAAGUGCUUUUCAACUUGUGAGGUGCCAGAACUGCUACUGUAUCUUCUGUCAGUGUUCAUCUAAUGGUUCCAAGUCUGUUAGAGAAAGCCAUUUGGAAUACUGUGCAGUGGCUUUUCUCUUUAAAGAAAGCUUUCUAUGCUUAAAAUAUUUACUAAAUAGGAAUUCUUUGUCCUUGACUCCUUGGUAACUUCUGAUACUUUUCAUCUGUAUUAGAAGUGACCAAGCUGAGCGGUACAAACUUGCAAUAAGAUCUUUUCCUUUGUAAACUCUCUUCUUCCUUCACAAAACGAAGCUGGAAUUCCUUUGAUCAGUGUUGCUGUCCUGACCAAUUGAGUUGUGUGCUCUUUUUGGAUUGCCUCUUGGUGCAUGUAGCCCAUAAGAACUAUGGUGAGCUUGAGCAAAUCUGUUUUGUGUUGUGUGCUUCUAUGUCGCUAUCAAAACGUACUGUACUUGGGGAGAGAGCAGUACCAGGAUCUGCUGCUGGAUUAAACAAAUUGUUGUUUCAAAGCAGCUUAGAGAACAACCAGGGGGUCUCAGUUUUCCAUGCAUCUGCAGAAAACUCGUGUGUACUCCAGCGUGUGGAGAGCGAAUUGUAACAGGGCUUGUCACUUACACUCGGUGCUGAUUGCCAAAGCGCCUUACCCUGGCUCUGCCUGACAGAAUGGAGCAGCAGCAGCACUGCUGGCCAGCACUGUCUGUCCUUUGACUUUGCUGAUUUCACUGCCUCUAGAAAAUCCAAAGUUUUAUAUUGUAUUUGCUGUAGCUUUGAGGAAAAGAAUGACAGUAAUAUGUAAUGGCAUGAUUUAAAGAUGAAUUCAUCUACACAUCAGGUGUCUCAGGCACCUCUUUCUGAACAGCAUUACCAUACGGAGGUGAGAAGCAGUGACAUUCCUUGCUCUGGCCAGUGCUUGCAGAAAGCAGUGCGAGGGAGUGGACAGCACCUCCUUCUGAACAGCAUUACCAUAAGGAGGUGAGAAGCAGUGACAUUCCUUGCUCUGGCCAGUGCUUGCAGAAAGCAGUGCAGGGGAGUGGACAGCACCUCCUUCUGAACAGCAUUACCAUAAGGAGGUGAGAAGCAGUGACAUUCCUUGCUCUGGCCAGUGCUUGCAGAAAGCAGUGCAGGGGAGUGGACAGCACCUCUUUCUGAACAGCAUUACCAUAAGGAGGUGAGAAGCAGUGACAUUCCUUGCUCUGGCCAGUGCUUGCAGAAAGCAGUGCAGGGGAGUGGACAGCACCUCUUUCUGAACAGCAUUACCAUAAGGAGGUGAGAAGCAGUGACAUUCAUGGCUCUGGCCAGUGCUUGCAGAAAGCAGUGCAAGGGAGUGGACAGCACCUCCUUCUGAACAGCAUUACCAUACGGAGGUGAGAAGCAGUGACGUUCAUGGCUCUGGCCAGUGCUUGCAGAAAGCAGUGCAAGGGAGUGGACAGCAGUGUUUGCUGGAGUAACUCAUUGAACAUGCCCAGUCUCAUCUGCUGAAAAGGGGUGGCAGAAGGGAGCAGUGCAGGUGCUGACAUACUUAACACACCUAAGUUCUUCACCAAGGAUCUCACUCACAACUUCCUCAGCUGUAGAGAUCCUGCCUCCAGAAAUCAGAGUGCAGACAAGAAUGUAGUUUCUUCUUUCACUCUUUGGUGCUGGGUUUCUUUUUUUCCAUUCCUGUGUAAGUUAUAUCACUUAAAUAGCAUUUUAUAUCCUGUUGAGAUUUAGUAGAUGUAAGGCUUGUAAGCACUCCACAAAUUAAUUUCUUACAACUACUGGAAGCAUAUUGCCAUAUAAUUUUAACUACUUGGCAACAGGAGCACCAUUUAAUUUCCCACAACUCUUUUUUUCCCCUUUCCUUAUUAUUACAGAAAUGUCAGUUGAACAAGUGAUUCUGGACUGUUGCUCAGGAUUCUUAAGAGGAUUUGACAUUACAUGUACAUGAGCAGAGUUGGAAAACAAGCAGGCACAGUGGUAAUGACAGGGUGGGGCCAUCUGCUGUAAUGCAUGCUCAUAACAAAGGGCACAAGCAAAUUAUCUGUAUCAUAGCAGAUCAGAGAAUGGGAAACUGAAGCAUUUAUUACCGUUUUAAACUACCUUCUGGGGAAAAGUUCUUCAGUCAGCCACCAGUAAAUGUGGUGUAAGGUGAGAGUGGUGUUUAUCAGGAAGGGAGAAAAUUGCUAGCCUUGGUUAUAGUGGUGUUCCCACCAGCAUGGUACCAUUGGAAGACUGUAACAAAAUCUGCUUCAGGGGAAUAAAGCCUUCUGUAGACACUUAAAGUACUUCUUGCCCUCAGCUUCAUUUUUUGCUUCCAUAAUUCGAUGGCACUUUCUGUCCAGGUGAAAAGCUUGUGUAGUUUUGUGUAGCUUGUCUGGUUUCUUCAGUUGUUUUUUUUCUGAGGUGAUCAGUGUUGAAAGAUAGCCUUGUGGAUAAGAAGCCCUGGUAAGAUAGUCCUGGCUUCACUUGUGUACUACAGUGAAGUCUGCAAGUUUGUUGCACAUUCAUGAGUGGAGAUUUGAAGGAUUGUGCCAUUUUGGGUGUCUUAGUUGAAUGAGAUGAGUGCUACAAGAGAGAAUGAAUCUCCUUUGUGCCACAGGCCAUCAAGUUUGUACCUGCACCUGCCUUUUUCCCCCAUAUACAGCUCUCCCUGCCUCUGUGAAACUGUUGCAUUGUACGUGGCAGUAGCUUCUUGGGCAUUUUUCCUCCAACUACAUGCACAGGGUAGAGAUGCAGCUACAAAAUCAAAGCUCCCUUUAAUUGCUUCCUAAGAAGCUGUUAUGCAGUCAUGAUUGACAAAUAUCUCAUCAGAAAUGGCAGCUCCCAGGCAGCAGGAUGACACUAGAGGUGUGCCAGAUGGGUGUCAGGAGAGCAGUUUCUAGAUUAAUUCAAUCUGGGUUUUUAUUUUUAUACUUUAUUUACACAGCUCCAAGUUCUUACUAAGCUCAGUGUCUUUGUGUGUCCUGGUGCUGAUGGAGAGGAAAGUGUGAUCAUGCAUACAAGUCCUCAGAAAUGCAGUUGCAGUGUCAAUUGCUGAGUAGUAAAGUUAAGCAUUUUUGCUGAGCUAUUACAGCCUUUUACUCACUAAAUUAAUUUCAUUCCUGGGAAGGAGGCUGUUUUGUGAUGAUUUCACUAAAUCAGGAGUACUUAUUAAGUGUAGAAACUGAUCCUACUCUGAUUGAAUUCAAUUAAAACAGAUCUGAAGCUCUAGUGUAUUUUACAAACAACAGCAGAGGAUUUUUAUGCAUCUGAAAGCAAGGCUGAUGGUGAUGUUAUGCUGGAAAUGUGAUUUCCAGAGAAUGAAACCUGACACUGGUUUCCAAACAACUUGUCAACUGUUCCCAUUUAUCCUUAGUAGACAUGUGCACAUCAGUUUGUUUGAUGGGUCCAUUUGAAGAUUAACAUUGAAAGACCAUAGAAUCAUAGAAUCAACCAGCUUGGAAGAGACCUCGAGAUCAUCCAGUCCAACCUAGCACCCAGCCCUGUCCAAUCAACCAGACCAUGGCACUAAGUGCCUCAUCCAGGCUUUUCUUGAGCAUCUCCAGGGAUGGCAACUCCACCGCCUCCCUGGGCAGCCCAUUCUAAUACCAAUCACACUCUCUGCCAACAACUUCCUCCUAAGAUCCAGCAUAGACCUCCUAUGGCACAACUUGAGACUGUGUCCCCUUAUUCUGUUGCUGCUUGCCUAGUAGAAGAGAUCAACCCCCAUCUGGCUACAGCCUCCCUUCAGGUGGUUGUAGAAAGCAAUGAGCUCUGCCCUGAGCCUCCUCUUCUCCAGGCUGCACACCCCCAGCUCCCUCAGCCUCUCUUCAUAGGGUUUGUGUUUCAGGCCUCUCACCAGCUUUUGCUGCCCCUCAUUCCUCUCUUAACUUUUUGUGGGACAAGGAGAGCCUGCAGUGAUUUCCUUGCUUUAAGUUCUUUGACAAUCACAAGGCUGUUUUCCUUUCUUCUUCUUGUUUGCCUUUCUUAUUUCCAAUAAUGGUAAAUCAGCUUGUUACCCAAGAGUACCUAAACCUAACUUUGUAGUGGUUAUUUAUAUUACCUGACAUUGUAAUGGAACUGUUUAAUGUAACCACCUAGGAUUUCAUACUUUCAUAAAAUGAACUGGUAGAUUUGCAAAAUAAAUUAAACCAAAAAAGA